Rotaria sordida is the source of this 816-nucleotide messenger RNA. Lineage: Eukaryota; Metazoa; Rotifera; Eurotatoria; Philodinida; Philodinidae. The record is from the annotation of a GenBank genome assembly.
AUGAUUCAACAACAUUCAAGAGAGUAUUAUACACAAGGACAACGUUUCAAUGAUGAAUAUCCUUUAUCAAUUGUAGCUAUAUUAGCUAUUAUUCAAAUGUUAACUACAUUUACUAUUAUUGGUUUUGAAAUCGGACAUAUUCUAUAUAAUAUUCGUUUAACAAAUUUAUUUGUUGGAUUUUGGGCAUCAAUACCAUUUACUAUUUUAUGGAUUUCAAUGUUUGCUACUGUAUGUUGUUGUCGUCGACGAAGUUGUGCUACACAUGCUCUUGUACAAAAUUUUAUUUCAUUUUUAUUUGCAUUUGUUCUAAUUGGUCUUAAUAUUGCUUUUAUUCGACGACCAAAUCAUUGUUUUCUUACUGCAAAUAUAUGUGAUAGGUUAUCCGACUUCAAUAAUGUUCAUUUAUCAUGGGAUUGUUUUUAUGAUGAUCGUUCAGAAAAUUGUGGAUACAUUCGUAUAGCAUUAAUCAAAGCUCAAUUAGCUGCUGGUGUUAUUAUAGCAAUUACAUGUUUUAUAUAUUUUAUUUUAUAUGGUAUUGUUGCUUCACGUAUCUCACGAGUUAGUCGACGUCAAAUGCAUGCACCAGCUGCAGCUGUUAUGGCUCCAGUUUAUCAACAAUCAGUACCAAUGCCAAUGCGUUAUGAACAUCAACCUUAUACAAUGCCUUCUAAUCCAUAUCAACCAUCAGCACCUAAUAUAAUACCAAAUUAUUAUCGAGUACCGCCUGAAACAACACCUGUUAUUACAAAUACGAAUUAUUUACCACCGAAUCAAGGACCAACAUUGUAUCCAAAGAUUCAAAAUGAUCAAUUUUAA